Messenger RNA from Phytophthora nicotianae INRA-310, 816 nucleotides. RefSeq lists its product as hypothetical. The record is from RefSeq and is a predicted model, not a curated record. The transcript is spliced from 2 exons. The coding region runs from base 1 to 816 and encodes 271 amino acids. Gene Ontology annotation, molecular function: tubulin binding. Gene Ontology annotation, biological process: microtubule-based process; tubulin complex assembly; protein folding. Gene Ontology annotation, cellular component: cytoplasm; prefoldin complex. Lineage: Eukaryota; Oomycota; Peronosporomycetes; Peronosporales; Peronosporaceae.
AUGGAUGGAGAGCAGGAUCACGACCCGGCCGCUAUGGACUCUGGAUGGGAGGCGCGGCAAGAUGAUGCCGGCGGCCAGAUUUACUACUGGAACUCAGUCACAGGAGAGACAUCCUGGAAACCUCCAGCACAUUUCCAUAAUGGUAGUGAUAUUCAGCCGUGGACGCAAGUUUCUGAUGACAACGGACACGUUUACUAUCUCAACACGGAAACGAUGGAGACGCGAUGGAUGCCACCACCUGCUGCUGUCCAGACCGAAGAAGAUGCAUAUGUCCCUAAUGUGCUUGCAAUAACGGGAGGGCGAGGAAGAAGACCAUCAACUGCUGAACAAGUGAGCGAGUUGAAUCGAUUACUUAGUGGAGAAGACGACGACAGUGGAGAAGAGAAUUCGCUCCGUCAAAAAGAUGAUGCUCAUCAUGAAGAAACACGCGACACUUUAACGCCUGAACUUGAUUCCAAAAAUGCAUUAGAUGCUGAAGGCUGUCCGUGGAUGAUGUUUAUCAAUGAGGAUGACGGCGUACCUUACUACUACAACCACAUCACUGGUGAGUGUCUGUGGGAACCUCCAGAGAAAUUUCAUCGCUUCCACCAGGAUCAACCGCAACAGGAUCUUCAACAACUCGACGAAUUAAAUGUAGAGAAAGAAAAUCUGGAACUUCCUGUAAUCGAAGAUAUCGCUGACCCACAAGACGAGCCGGCAGACUCGACGCUGUAUAAUGGGAUGCCAGAUAAUACUGCUUCACAAGUAGUAAUUACUCCAGACUUUGAAGAGAAAACCUACUAUUCAGCAACUCGCACCACGUUCAGAGGGCGAUAA